Molecule: messenger RNA, 3013 nt
Organism: Melitaea cinxia (Glanville fritillary)
Lineage: Eukaryota; Metazoa; Arthropoda; Insecta; Lepidoptera; Nymphalidae
Gene: p120ctn
Product: catenin delta-2
Exons: 20
Coding region: 1-2682 (893 amino acids)
Biological process (GO): cell-cell adhesion; cell-cell junction assembly
Cellular component (GO): adherens junction; nucleus; cytoplasm
Molecular function (GO): cadherin binding
Source: RefSeq, a predicted model, not a curated record
AUGUUCAAUGAAGUUAAACAACUAGGAUUGUCAGGAAACAACACAAGCACUCAAACUAACUUUACUAAUGUUGGUCUUUUGUGUAACGGUCCGGUAGAGGGUGCGUAUGGUCCGCAACAUAGCCCAGUGUCGCGGUCCGACGCUUCCACAGAGGACGCGGAGCUCUCCGCUGCGCUUGCGCACCAACACCAUCUCGCUAUGCAGGCGGGCGAUUACCCUGUCGGCAGUGGUGUGGAGCCGGACUAUGGACAGUACGUGUCGUCCCCCGCCGCUCAUUACAACCACAUGGGGCACCUCACUAUGGCGCCGUCACAGAAGUAUCCUCAUGUAAUGGAAGCAGUGUCCGUGGGUAGCGGGUAUGCUGGCGGUGUAGGUGCGGGCACAGGUAGCGGUCAUUACGGUACAUACGCACACUACGGGGCUGCGUACCCCGCACAACCAGCCUACCUCGUUGAUCCCCAAGUACCGGCGUAUAUGGCUCAGGAGUAUGUAGAAGGUGGAGGUAGUGCCUCACCUCGCAGUGCUUCUCCAGGAGCCCUACCGCCACAACACAAUCUACAUUUGCAACAGAGGUACGAUUCAGCGUCUCUAGAGCAAUUGGGUCGGCAUUACUGCAUGACGUCACCGCGAGGUGAAUACGCAGGCGAUGCGUACGCGUAUCAACACUAUCCCGCUGCGUAUGAACCUCCGCACCAGCCACCGCCUUUUAAGGACUCUCAAAAUGGUCUCAGUUUGGGAAGUACAGGCGGUCAAUCGAUGUACGGCGAUGAAGAGGAGCUACAGAAACAAAUGGCUGGAAUGGCAUUAGUUCACGGGGGUGUCGGAGUCGGUGUGGGCGGUCGCGAAGACGGCGGUGGGUUGCAGUGGAGGGACCCGAACCUACCCGAAGUAAUUGGCUUCCUCAACUCUCCCUCGGACGUCGUCAAGGCGAACGCCGCGGCUUACUUGCAACAUCUUACCUACAUGGACGACCCGAAUAAACAGAAGACUAGGAGCUUAGGUGGAAUACCCCCCCUAGUGCGGCUGGUGUCACACGAGAAUCCGGAGGUGUGUCGUAACGCGUGCGGCGCGCUUCGCAACCUGUCGUACGGUCGACAGAACGACGAAAACAAGCGAGCCAUCCGCGACGCGGGCGGCAUCCCCGCGCUAAUGGCGCUUCUGUGCCGCACCACCGACAUGGAGGUAAAAGAUCUAGUGACUGGCGUGAUAUGGAACAUGUCGUCGUGUGAGGACCUCAAGCAAUCUAUCAUCGACGACGCUGCACAAGUUAUUGUCAACAAAGUAAUCAUACCGCAUUCCGGAUGGCAUCCCACCAACCCUGGCGAUACUUACUGGUCCACUGUGUUCCGCAACGCGUCGGGCGUGCUGCGCAACGCGUCGUCGGCGGGCGAGUACGCGCGGCGGCGCCUGCGCUCGCUGGGCGGGCUGGUGGAGGCGCUGCUGCACGCCGUGCGCACCGCGCUCGCCGUCAACGCCAUCGGCACCAAGGUCGUGGAGAACUGCGUCUGCGUGCUGCGCAACCUGUCCUACCGGUGUCAAGAAAUAGAAGAUCCACUUUACGAUACCAGAGCUCCCCCCACACAGUCUUCCGGACAAGCAAGGAUACAAGCUAGUGCGUCGAAAGUUCUUUUUUUCAAUACCCCAAAAUGUGAAAACUUGGGCUGCUUUGGGGGCAGUAAAAAGAAGAAAGAAGGGUCCUCAUCUUCAAAUUCAACCAGUCCGCUUGGUAAAAGUGAGAACCCAGAACCUCAACAGCUCGACAAUAACACCAACACACAAUUAGGUUACAGUGUUCCCAAGGGCACUGAAUUACUCUGGUCGCCAGAGGUAGUUCCGCUGUACAUGGCACUGCUACAAACAUGUUCGAACCCUGAAACAUUGGAGGCGGCCGCGGGAGCUUUGCAGAACUUAGCGGCUUGUUACUGGCAGCCUUCUAUUGAUAUACGAGCCGCUGUUAGGAAAGAGAAAGGGUUACCAAUCCUAGUGGAAUUACUACGGAUGGAAGUGGAUAGGGUGGUUUGCGCGGUAGCCACGGCCCUUCGAAACCUCGCCAUAGAUCAAAGGAACAAGGAGUUGAUCGGUAAAUACGCCAUGCGGGAUUUAGUGCAGAAGUUGCCCAGUGGAAACCAACAGCACGAUCAGGGCACAUCGGAUGACACGAUAGCGGCAGUACUGGCGACACUGAACGAAGUUAUUAAGAAGAGCGCGGAAUUUUCACGUUCUUUGCUCGAAGCGGGCGGAGUCGAGCGACUUCUUAACCUCACUAAACAGCGUCACAGACACACACCGAGAGUUCUCAAGUUUGCAGGACAAGUGCUGAUGACGAUGUGGUCGCACGCGGAACUGCGCGAGGUGUACCGCAAGCACGGCUGGCGCGAGGCGGACUUCCUCACACCGGCGCGCGCCGCCCAGCCGCGCGCGCCCUCCGCCGCCAGCGGUCAGGGCACGCCGUCGGGCGCGCCGCACUCGCCGGGCGCCGCCAACAGCACGCUGAGCCGGCCCAUGGGCUCCACGGGCGGCACGCGCUACGAGGACCGCACCAUCCGGCGGCAUCGCGAGAACGAUGAUACGCCGGCUAUGGAAGCAAAUUACGCGGAUGGAUUAGGGAUGGGCAAUCCAAACGGCCGGCCCAUGAACUUGCAAGGAGUCCAAGCUCAAAUGCCUCCACCAAGCAGCCGCUAAACAUCGCACUAACCUUUUCGCCUGUUCAUCUGGUCUAGAAAGAGUAAGACUAUAAGCAGGAUUCUGUUUUAUAACCUAAGACAGCGUUAAAUUGGAUAUUGUAUUUAACUUUGCAAUUUAAUAAUCUUUGACGGUGCAUUGGUCUCUGCAAAUUUGAUUUUUGUAUUUAGUUUGCAAAUGAUAGACGUCAUGUGUCGGUGCACAGAUUGUUAUUUUUUGGAAAAGCCAUGAAGUAUUGUCUCUUCGAAGUUUUUUAGUUUAUUUUUUAUUUUCUUUUAGCCAAUGUCAGUCUUCGGCCAUGUAAUGGAAUAAGUGGUAAUAAUAAUAAUAA